AUGGCGUCGCUUUUCAGCUUUCCGUCUAGGACAGACGCGUUCUCAGCCUACCGUCCCAGCCGAAAUGCCCACACCGACAUCCUCACCGCUUCCUCCUCAGCCCGCACCGGCAGGAUCGUCACUCUCAAUGUCAAGCCGCCAAAGCCGCCUCUGGAUGAUGCGAGCAAGCUGGCGGCAAUCCAGGCCCAAGUACCCCUCGUUCUGAGUGGCAAGUCCACCGAAAUCUCGUUCAACUGCGUCUCGGACUUCUGCAGGAACCUGGUGCUGUACUCGGAAGCACCAUUUGAGGCGAUGUACAGGACGAUCGACAUGGAACUUGAGAAGAGCACCGAGCGGAUAGCAAGAGGGUGCCGCGCCGCCAUUAUGGCCCGGGAGGCCAAGUGGCUCGAGGUGUUCGUCUCAACGUGGGAGACCUACAUCGAGCUGGCGAGCCUGCUUUCGGCCGUUUUCGUCUACCUCGAUCGCGUACACGCCAAGGACGGCAGCGGUAUUCCCACCAUCAUCGAACGGGCAACUGCUCAGUUCCGCCAGACCGUCUGGGGGAACAAGCUGAUUUUCGAGAAGACCAAGGAUGACAUCCUGGCGUGGGCUGCGUCUGAGCGAGCGUCAUCCGAGGUAGACUUGGCUCAGCGGGUUCACGUCAAGUCCGUAGUGUCAAUCGCCAAGAACCUUGGGACGUUCUCGACUCUGGCACGCCCAUUAAUGGAGGUCACCCAGGAGUACUACGAGGACCUGGCCGCUACACAUGCAGCCAAUGUGCAGGAUAGCACGCUCACGGGUAUCGAGUUUGUCAAAUGGGCCCUCGACAAGGAAGUCGAGGAGCGGGAGCGCGCUGAGCAGUGCUUCUCACCCGAAACAGCCGUUGAGGUUGUGGACGUGUUCCGGCAUGUCACGGGCGAGAUGGUGGCAGACAAGGUCGUCCGGCAGGCGCUGGACGAGUCGCUGUACCGUGCCGACACGGACGCGCUGAGCCGCCUAUUCGUGUACAGCCAGCAGGCCAAGGCGUUCAAGGUGAUGGCCAAAGCGGUGCACGAUCACAUCGAGACGCGGAUACGCACUGUUAUUGCGGACCCCUCAAAUGACCGGCAGAUGAUCGAAUCAGUGUUCAAGCUCAAGCGGUUCGUUGACAAGGCUGUCGCAGACCUCUUCGAGGUCCCCGCCAAGCCGAUUGAAGCUGAAGACGGUGACGUCGAGAUGGAGGGGGCGGAGGCGCCCAAGCUCUCCCAGGAGGAGCGCAACAAGCAGCUCGAGUUGGAGGAAGCUGUUCGCUCCGGCUUCAAGGCAGGUCUCGGCAGCCGCAAGAAUGCGCCAGCCGAAUGGAUCGCAAAAUACUUGGACAGUACUAUGCGUAAGGGCCAGGGUUCGACGUCGGAAGCCGAGUUCAACGUCCUCCUCGACGAGAUCGUCGCUUUAAUCGGGUACACGCCAGACCGGGAUGUGUUCCGGGCCUUCUACACCAGUGGCCUGGCGAAGCGCCUCCUGCUCAACAAGAGCGCGAGCGACGACAUGGAGCGCACCAUGAUCGUCAAGCUCCAGAAGGAGAUGGGAGAGGAAUUCACCACUGGCGAUGUCAUGCUCAAGGACCUCCAGCUGUCCGAGACGCUCGUCAAGUCAUACCAGUCAGCUCGCGCCAAGGACCCCAGCAAGUUCAAGGACGACUCAGACUUCACGGCGAACGUCCUCACAGAAUCUGCCUGGCCAUCGUACCCUCUUCUGAAAGACGGGUGGAACUUCAAACUCACUCCUCAAUUGCAGUCGUCCAUCGACACGUUCACAGAGUGGUACGCGACGCAGCACAAGAACCGCAUGCUUUCGUGGCGGCACCAGCUUGGCACCGUUACCCUGACGGCUGUCUUCGACAGCGGUAGAUAUGAGAUCGGGGUUAGCCUGUUCCAGGCCGUCGCGCUACUCCAAUUCAAUGACGACGAUGUCCUCGACUUUACAGAGCUCAAAUCGCGAACAGGCAUUGAGGCAUCUGAGCUGGUCCGUACGCUCCAGUCCCUUUCAAUGGGGCGAAAGGGCACACGUGUGCUAAUCAAGCGUCCGGCAGGCAAGGAGGUGGAGCCGACAGAUAAGUUCGCGUUCAACAAGGGCUUCACCAGCGAGCGCAUGAAGUUCAAGAUCAACCAGAUCCAGCAGGACCUUUCGGCCGAGGAGUCGCGGCAGACGAACGAACAGGUCGCGCUCGACCGUGUAUCCGUCCUCGAAGCGACCAUCGUCCGCAUCAUGAAGGGCCGCAAGAAGCUCACGUUGCAACUCCUCAUCGACGCUGUCGUCAGCGACGUGUCGAAGCGCUUUCCACCGGACGUCAAAGAGAUCAAGAAACGUGUCGAGAGCUUGAUCGACCGCGAGUUCCUCAAGCGCGACGACGAGGACAAGAACAUGCUCCAUUACCUUGCUUGA
Messenger RNA from Cutaneotrichosporon cavernicola, 2403 nucleotides. RefSeq lists its product as uncharacterized. Lineage: Eukaryota; Fungi; Basidiomycota; Tremellomycetes; Trichosporonales; Trichosporonaceae. The transcript is spliced from 10 exons. Gene Ontology annotation, molecular function: ubiquitin protein ligase binding. Gene Ontology annotation, cellular component: Cul4-RING E3 ubiquitin ligase complex. The record is from RefSeq and is a predicted model, not a curated record. Bases 1 to 2403 code for a protein of 800 amino acids. Gene Ontology annotation, biological process: ubiquitin-dependent protein catabolic process; DNA damage response; protein ubiquitination.